Molecule: messenger RNA, 258 nt
Organism: Punctularia strigosozonata HHB-11173 SS5
Lineage: Eukaryota; Fungi; Basidiomycota; Agaricomycetes; Corticiales; Punctulariaceae
Exons: 2
Coding region: 1-258 (85 amino acids)
Source: RefSeq, a predicted model, not a curated record
AUGGUCAAUGCAACAAUCACCAGCCUGCGCGGCGUUCUAGUAGUCCGAAAGGUCUGCGUAUACUUUGGCCAGAAACGGCUCUUUGCACUCUUGGAUGUGUUCAAUUUCGACGUCCAGAUGGGAUGGGACACAAUCUGGUUCGAUGGUGUCAAGAAUUACUGUGAAGAACUUGUGUUUGACGAGCUUCUGACCUGGCAGGCCUCUGAGGCAGACGAUGAUUCACAUUUGCAACACGCUGCCGGGCCCUCUGACAUGUAG